UCUUUCUCAACCAAGUCUAACAGUGAUUCCUGCAGUCAUCAAAGAGAGAGACUCAGUUCAGCUGAACUGUCAGACUCCUCCAUCUGUCUCUGAGUGUUACUUCAAAAUGGCUGGGCAAGUGGAAUUCACCCUUCCAUCACCCUGUCAACAGACACUCACAGGAACACUACUGGUGAGGUGGACAGGUCAGAGUUCACCAGCUGAGGUCAAAAUACAAUGUCAGUACAGUGCUACAGGUUCACCGUUUAGAUCCAUAUACAGUGAGCCGUCAACAGUCACAAUUACGGACAUUCCCCAGCUGACAGUGAGUUCUACAGUCAUCAGAGAGACAGAAUCAGUUCAGCUGAGUUGUGAGACUCCUCCAUCUCUCCCUGUGUCUCACUGUUACUUCUACAUAGAGGAGAGGAAGAAUCUUCCAGACUCAUCCUGUACUCAGACACUCACAGGAACAGAGCUGCUCAAGAGGGCAGAUCAAACGUUUCUAGCUGUGGUCAAAGUGACGUGUUACUACACUGUAUGGAAGUCUCACACAUCUCCUUUUAGUGACCCUGUCUCAGUCACUGUUCAGGAUCCAAAACCAGACAUUACAGUCAAUUUAGAUGGGUACUUCAACAUCAUCUGUUUGAUUCGUGGAUCCGUCAGUCCUGACACCACCUGUAACCUGUAUGUUGGAGAGGAGAAUCAGCCGUCCUUCACAGUAAAGAUCAUGAAGAGAAAAGCCAUCUCAGCACCCGGACAGCAGUUCUGUCAAUUCACUCCAAAACAUAGUGAUCUGAUCAGUCGUCUACAGUCAGUGAGGCGUAAGGAGGUGAGCUGUGACUACAGAUUGAGCUCAGGACCAAACUCUCUCUCUCCACGUAGUGAUGGACACAGCUUUGCACAUCUGGUGGGAGUUCACAUCAGUGAUCCAACAACUAUACAGACACCUUCUAUAGCAGUGGGUAGUACUCCAGGUUCUCGAUCUACUUUGCCGUACAGCACGGCAGCGAGUCCUACAGAAGUUUCAACUGUUACUUGUACCUUUACCCCAGACACCACACUGACACCAACUACCAGUUUGACCUCCCCUUUGACCCCUAGCAGGGCAGUGAAUCCUUCAUCAGAUCCAAUGAUUUGCUUUACAUCAGGGUCGACUAUUUGCUGUACUUUGACCACUGACACCCCAGCAAGUCCAACUGAAAGAGGUCAAAGCUCCACAGAAAGUGAAGUGGAAUCAAACAGUCAAGAAAGCAUUCUGUUGGGGCAAGUAUGGCAGGCAGCAGUGGGUGUGGCUUCUGGAGUGGGCGUGCUCCUGGUAGGAUUGACAGCUGUCUGUCUCUGCAGGGGGACCAAGAAAACCAAUUCUCAGAGACCUACAGCCAGACAGGAUGAUCACAGACAAUAUGAUUUGGUGUCUAUGGGAGCGGUGAGCAGUGGAGUCAUGGUGGAUUCAGGAGAGGCUGGAAUCGAUUCUCAGAUAUCUUCUGUACUGUCCACGUUCAUGCCCUCAGGUCCCGUUGAUGUGGAUUCACAGGCAUUUGCAAAUGAACAUUCUGAUACAUACCAUGUAUACAGCUCAAUCCCUGACAGACCAGCAUCCUCAGCCCAGCCGGAUGGGUUGUACAGUCUGCAGACACACUGAAACUACACCUCUGGCUUUCUGUAUCUAUGUCUCACACAUCUCACACAAAUACAUUCUUUCUCACACGACAUCCUUUAUUAUCACUCAUCCAGUUACUGUAAAUAAGUUGAUUAACAGGUAAUAUUUCUACUGUAUUUCACAUGGACAACUGGUUUCUGUUACAUGUCUAUCCAUAAUAUCUGUUACUGUGUUAAUAUUUAUAUUUUGGGGAUUUUGGAGGGGUCCGGGGCAUACUCCCCUUUGAGCAUUUUUCUUAUUUCUUCUCCCUUGUAAAUGCUAAAUCUACUGUAUUUAAGUAUAUUAUGUUGACUGUUUGAUACCUUCUUCCAUAACAGUUGGAUACAAUUAAUUUCCUAUUGGGCAAAACAUAAUCCAAAACACAACCAAAACAAACUGCAAAUGCAUACAAACUCAAGUUUGUUGAGUCACAAGCUUGAUGCAUUUAUUGGGUGCAAAGAAUCUAGGAUCAAAAUACAUCAUGCUUGACUACUUUAAUAAACUAUAAAUGAAUUUGUCCAAAUACUUAUGACUUCUUGAAUUGAGGGGACUAUAUACAUAAAGUGCUUUUAUAUCUAAAUGGUAAAACAUACAAUACCUUCAAAAAGUAUUCACACCCCUUGACUUUUUCCAAAUUUUGUUAUGUUACAGCCUGAAUUUAAAAUGUAUGAAAUUGAUAUUUUUUUAUGUCCCUGGCCUACACACAAUACCGCAUAAUGUCAAAGUGGAAUUAUGUAAAAAAAAAAAUAAUAAUAAUAAAAAGUGUCAAUAAGUAUUCAAUUACUGUAACGGCGUUCUUCAUUUGUUGAAAGAGAGUCGGACCGAAAUGCAGCGUGGUGGUUACUCAUGUCUUUAAUGAAGAAG
Messenger RNA from Oncorhynchus masou masou (cherry salmon), 2482 nucleotides. RefSeq lists its product as uncharacterized. The transcript has 16 exons. The coding region runs from base 107 to 1621 and encodes 504 amino acids. NCBI's taxonomy places the organism in Eukaryota, Metazoa, Chordata, Actinopteri, Salmoniformes, Salmonidae. The record is from RefSeq and is a predicted model, not a curated record.